AUGGAAGGUAGGAUCCAAGCUCUAGUAUCAAUGAUUCUCAUUGUGACACUAUGUGCCACUAUUCUAUUGCAGCCGGGCUUGGCCGAGGUGCAAGUGACACCACAAUUUGCUUCCAUUCCUGGCUCCCCUAUAGAUCUCACAAAAUGUUGGUCAUCUCUCUUCAGUGUUGAAGGUUGUGUAAUUGACAUCUACAAAUUUGCUGUAACCGGUAAGUUUGGGAAUAUUAAACUGGCGUGUUGCAAGGCGUUUAUGGAUGUGGAUGAUAAGUGUUGGCCAAAAAUGUUUCCGUUGAAUCCGUUCUUUCCUCCUCUUCUCAAGAAUAGUUGUGCUCGUAUCAACGGAGCUGUUCUCACACACACCAGGCCUCAUCAACUCCCUACUAUUCCUGGGUUUUCUCUUCCCAGUUCUCCGGUCGAUCUCACAAAAUGUUGGUCAUCACUUACCAGUGUUCAAGGUUGUGUAACUGAAAUUUACAAAUCAGUUUUCACUGGAAAGUUUGAUAAUGUUGGACCAGUGUGUUGUAAGGCAGCUUCAGCUGUGGAUGCAAAAUGCUGGCCACGUAUGUUUCCACUAAAUCCAUUCUUCCCUCGUCUUCUUAAAGAAAGUUGUUCUCCCAUCAUCAACGCAGCAGCACCUACACACAAGUGA
Molecule: messenger RNA, 648 nt
Organism: Raphanus sativus (radish)
Lineage: Eukaryota; Viridiplantae; Streptophyta; Magnoliopsida; Brassicales; Brassicaceae
Exons: 1
Coding region: 1-648 (215 amino acids)
Biological process (GO): regulation of double fertilization forming a zygote and endosperm; double fertilization forming a zygote and endosperm; regulation of protein localization to cell surface
Cellular component (GO): extracellular region; vesicle
Source: RefSeq, a predicted model, not a curated record